AGAAGAACCUGGUAAAAAAAAAAAGAUAAUGAUCAUAAUCAAAAAAGAUCGACAAUCUAUAUAAAUCUUGAACAAAUACCCUCAACACUCCUAAUUGGUUUUUGAUUCUUUAACCUACCAAAUUUAAGCCUAAUAAAUUUCACUCUUGAGAUAUUUUAUCAUUCUCUUUUAAUUACUCCCGUCAUUUAUGUGUCUCUUUUAAUUUUCGGUAUAGUACUAUCAACCUACCCAACAAAGUAUCUUUACCUAUAUAUUCACCCAAUUAGACCUCAACAUAUACUCUUAUAUAAACACGUUGAGGGGUUUGAAAUUUCUAGCAAGAGAGAAAGAGAAAAGAAAGCCUUUAACCAUCAUCAUCAUCAUCAUGAUAAUAAAUCAAGGUGACAAAGAAGAUCAAACGAACACGUUCAACAAAUAUGCUUUUGCUUGUGCCAUAGUUGCUUCAAUGGUGUCCAUCGUUUCUGGUUAUGAUACUGGUGUUAUGAGUGGAGCAAUGUUGUUCAUAAAGGAAGACUUGGGAAUCAGUGACACACAACAAGAGGUUCUAGCAGGAAUCUUAAACCUAUGCGCAUUAGUAGGAUCAUUAACGGCUGGAAGAACCUCCGAUUACAUUGGACGUCGCUACACAAUCUUCUUAGCUUCAAUAUUGUUCAUCCUUGGUGCAGGUCUAAUGGGGUAUGGUCCAAACUACGCAAUUUUAAUGGUUGGAAGAUGUGUUUGCGGUGUAGGUGUUGGUUUUGCUCUUAUGAUAGCACCAGUUUAUUCAGCUGAAAUUUCUUCUGCUUCAUCAAGAGGAUUCUUAACCUCUUUACCUGAACUUUGUAUUGGUAUUGGAAUCUUGUUAGGUUAUAUAUCAAACUAUGUUUUGGGAAAAUAUUUGAGUUUGAAACUUGGUUGGAGAUUAAUGCUUGGUAUUGCAGCUUUGCCUUCAUUUGUAGUAGCUUUUUGUAUUUUAACAAUGCCUGAGUCACCAAGGUGGCUGGUUAUGCAAGGUCAAUUAGGAAAAGCGAAAAAAGUUCUAAUGCAAGUUUCAAACACAACUCAAGAAGCAGAACUUCGUCUCAAGGAUAUAAAAAUCGCUGCUGGUUUAGACGAAAAUUGCAAUGACGAAACUGUGAAGUUACCUCAAAAGUCUCAUCAAGGUGAAGGGGUUUGGAAAGAGUUGAUUUUAAGACCAACGCCUUCUGUACGUUGGAUGUUAAUUGCUGCAGUUGGGAUUCAUUUUUUCGAACAUGCAACUGGUAUUGAAGCUGUUAUGUUAUAUAGUCCGAGAAUUUUCAGAAAAGCUGGUAUUACAAGUAAAGAAAAGCUUUUACUUGCAACUAUUGGAGUAGGUUUAACAAAAAUUGUUUUCCUUGUAAUUGCUUUGUUUUUACUUGACAAACUUGGUAGAAGACGACUUUUGCAAAUUAGCACCGGAGGAAUGAUUAUUGGACUUACGCUAUUGGGCCUUAGCUUGACCGUGGUGGAUAAAUCCAACGGAAACGUUUUAUGGGCCUUGAUCCUUAGCAUCGUCGCAACUUAUGCCUAUGUUGCUUUCUUUAAUAUUGGGCUUGGGCCUAUUACUUGGGUUUAUAGUUCAGAGAUAUUUCCUUUGAAGUUGAGGGCACAAGGAGCAAGUAUUGGAGUUGCUGUGAAUAGAACCAUGAAUGCUGUUGUUUCUAUGACUUUUAUUUCAAUCUAUAAAGCUAUCACAAUAGGUGGAAGUUUUUUCAUGUUUGCUGGUAUAUCUGUUUUAGCUUGGUUGUUUUUCUACUUUUUCCUUCCUGAAACUAAAGGAAAAGCUUUAGAGGAAAUGGAGAUGGUUUUUACCAAAAAAUCAAGUGGUAAAAAUGUGGCAAUAGAAAUGGAUCCAAUACAGAAGGUCUAGUAUGUUCUACUUCUAUGAAGCAAAUCAUGGUUCUAUAGACCUUGGAAUUAAAUUCAAAUAGUAGUUUUUGUGUUUUGUUAGUAAUGUGUUCCACGUUAGAAAAUGUUGAAUUGUGUAUUUCUUUUUUUGAAUCUAGUGUAUCUCUAAUAUGGUUCAUGAUGCAAUUGUUUUGUGUGGCAUGAUAUACACACUUCAAUGCAAAUCCUGUUUUUUUACCAUGUUAUCAUUAAGUUUUCACAAUUGUUUUUCAAUAUA
Medicago truncatula (barrel medic) is the source of this 2125-nucleotide messenger RNA. RefSeq names its product probable polyol transporter 6. Bases 365 to 1870 code for a protein of 501 amino acids. Gene Ontology annotation, molecular function: carbohydrate transmembrane transporter activity. Gene Ontology annotation, biological process: transmembrane transport. The transcript has 2 exons. The record is from RefSeq and is a predicted model, not a curated record. Lineage: Eukaryota; Viridiplantae; Streptophyta; Magnoliopsida; Fabales; Fabaceae. Gene Ontology annotation, cellular component: membrane.